Chara braunii is the source of this 6518-nucleotide messenger RNA. The record is from the annotation of a GenBank genome assembly. NCBI's taxonomy places the organism in Eukaryota, Viridiplantae, Streptophyta, Charophyceae, Charales, Characeae.
GGUAAAGCAGGUGGAAUAGGCCGGUCAAGGUGUAAUGUUGAAUAAGGGGGUAUGCUUGUUUUCUUUCUCUUAUCAGGAAGCUUGAAAAGAAGAGGCUGUUAAGAUGCCUGAAACUGGCGGCGCAUCGGGUGCACCCAAGAAGGGUCUGACACUCGACGACCUCAUCGCGACCAUCGCCCGGCAUGAAAGGAAUCCGAGCAAUAUCCCAAAGGUCGAUACUUUCGAUUUUUGUGGGGAAAGAGUCUCUGAAUGGCUGGAGCGGGUGGAACAAGCUUUGGUUGGGGGGUCGGACAUUGUAAAGUUUCAACACAUACUUCAGUAUGUCCUCCACAGCUACCACCAAGAGGUGAAGAAAGUCAUAGAUGCAGCCCAAGGCAGCUGGGAGAGGUUUAAGGAGGGGAUGCAGAGAAAGUACCGCCUGGGAGACGGGUUGUUGACUACCGCGGACCUUGAGGCGAUGAAGAAAGAGGAUUUUACGACGAUAGGGGGUUUUGUCCAAAAAUUUAAGAAAAGGGCGUGGAAGGUCCAUGGGAUUUCGAAGGAAGCACAGUGCGCCAUCUUCCUGGGGCUACUCACAGCGUCGGAGGCCGUCGAGUUGACGAGACAUGGAGGAGGUAGCACCAAGCUCACCUGGGCCACCAUUGACAGAGGGGUGGAAGUUGGGUGUUUGGACCAGGUGGAGCAACGUCAGGUACGCCUGCAAAGACAGAAGAGAAAGGAAAGAGAUGCGACUACUUCUGGGACCCCGGGGGUAACAAGGAUUGUUACAGACGUAUUGGCACAGGUAGGGUAUGCGACAGAGCCGGUGGUGCAAAGGAGGGUGGUGACGGCCGUCAAAGUGAAAGGAAAAGAGUCGGUGAUAGAGGAGGUUGUUCAGGAGGAGCUCUGGGAAGAGGAAGAGCUGGUGCCGCAGCACCUGACGAAGGUCCAGCACAAAGUGCGUAAUUUGGCGCAGGGCGGACAGGGAUCAGGAAAAACGCAGGCGCCUCAGGCCCAAGCAGCAGCCCCUUUAAAUGUGGUGGCUCCAUCAUCUAGUACGGGCCCCUCGCAAGGUGGGGCGCCCUCCUACGGACAGUGGCCCUGGCCGGUGAUCAAUGCAAUUGUGCCAUGGGGAAGCCCGCCGCCAGUAGCCAAACCGCAAACGAGUAUGUCACCACCCAUCUACCCCACAGCCCAGACCCAGCCUCUGGCCCAUCACCUGCUCCCAGUUCAUAGGGCAGUGUUGCAGGAGGUGGGAACCAGGGGCAGGGCAAUCAAGGCAACGGAGGGAGGGGUGGAGGAAGGGGGCGAGGCAGGAAUGGUGGCGGAAGAGGAAGGCAAUGGAAUGGUCAAGGCUAGGGGUACGAAGGCCAAGGGAGUCAAGGCCAGGGGUACCAAGGCCAAGGGAGUCAAGGCCAGGGGUACCAAGGCCAAGGGUGUCAAGGCCAGGGGUACCAAGGCCAAGGGAGUCAAGGCCAGGGGUACCAAGGCCAAGGGUGUCAAGGCCAGGGGUACGAAGGCCAAGGGAGUCAAGGCCAGGGGUACCAAGGCCAAGGGAGUCAAGGCCAGGGGUACCAAGGCCAGGGGUACCAAGACCAAGGGAAUCAAGGCCAGGGGUAUCAAGGCCAGGGGUAUCAAGGCCAGGGGGAUCAGGGAAGUCAGGGACGAGAGAAGCGGACUGAUUUCCUCCACUAUGGAUGGGAAUAUCUACGAUCAGUUUGGGGAGGCCAUUGACAAAAGGCUUGGAGGAGUGAGGGUUGAAGCCCAACGAAGAGUGGCAGCUGGGCCGCCACCCCCUGCCAUGUUCAGGCUAUGGCAGGAAAAGGAGGAACCACCGAUUGGGGUGGAGGAAGUGGGGAGCGAUGAGGAAGUGGCUCAAGGGCUACGAGGAGGAAGUAAGACGGAAGAACCCAUAAUCAUCGAGUCAGAUGGCGAGGAUGAGGAGGAAAGAAUGGAGCCUCCGUUCGUCUUAUUUGGAAAAAUGGAGGACCUGCUGGAUAAGAUGGGGAGGUACCAACAAAAGUUGGUGGGCCUCUGUGAGGAAGUGAAGGGAUGGAGGUCUAACAUACCCGAAGUGUUCCUCUAUGACUCCGGGUCGGAGUCAGCACCUAGGCGACCCGGAGUAAAUGUGGUGGGGUCGUGCCCACAAUCGGGAAUGAGGUGGAGACCCCUUACUCCGCAAGUCCGGCUGGCACAGGCAACGCGAACGAGGAAUCAAGCCAAGGCCAGUGCCAGCCAAGAGCCUCCAAGGAGGGAAACCGAACCAAGGAGAAGGAAAGAGGUUGUGAAAGUAGAGGACGACGAGGAUGAAGAGGAAGAGGACGAGAGGCUGCGCAGAGAAGAGGAUCAGAGAACGGAGCAGCAGGCGAGGAAAAAGGGAACCAGGGGAGAGGCCGAGCCAGUUUUACGUGACGGACCACCCAAAAAGAAAAAAUACGUGGUUCGGUUGGAAGAGGGAUUUGACGUAGAGAGAGUAAUUGACAGGCUGCUGGAAGGGCAUAAUGAUCUCAUGACCCUGAAGGAAAUCCUAGCAUCAGGCCCGCGACUCCGCGAUGAACUGAAGGGGAGAUUGUCGCGGCGCCUGGUGCCCAAUGUCCAUCUGGGUACGAUCCUGCCCAAGGAGGCUGAGUGGGUGGAGUCGGGUACGAAAAUGGACUGGAAGUGUGUAGCCUGCGGCACGGUGGAUUUGGUGGUGAAGGGUUCCAAGUGCGCGGCAAUGGUGGACACGGGGGCGGAGAUGAACAUUAUUCGGAAAGCGGACGCAAUCAGAUUCGGGCUGGAUAUAGACCGUUCUGACGGCGGUAUUCUGCACGGAGUUAGCUGCAAGGCCGUAUUUUGUGGGACAACCUCGAAAGUACUCAUCGAGGUUGAAAAGGUGAAGGCUCGGGCUUGUUUUUUCAUCAUGCCAGACGUGGAUCACGGAAUCCUCCUGGGGAGAUCAUUCCUAAGCAGGACGGAGACCGUGAUAUUUAAUAAGCAUGACGGGACGUUAAUCCUCCUCUUAUGCGAUCCUGCCUGUGGGAAUUACGAAAUAAUUACCUGCAGGAACACAUGGCCAAGGAGUAUAAGGAACCGGCCAAAUUCAGGAUCGUUCACAAUCGAAGAGUCGGAAGGUGAGCGCCGGAGGCUCCGGGCAGAACUCGAAACAGGAGAGAGGGUGGAAGCAUUUUCCCUCAGCUUGUUGGACGUCGGGAAGGCCAUCGACUUGGUGGCCGCGCAUAAGAUGGCAGAUCCGGAUGCCAUCCAGGCCUUGAGGGAGCAAGUUCUGGAAUGCCCCGAGGCAAGAAGGGGACGGUUCAAGCAGGGUUCCCAAAGGCGGUACAAGACCGUAGACAAGAAGUGUCGCCCGGUUCCCGUCCUCGUUACAGAGGACGAGGAAGCAUAUUACGAGAGGGAACGAGGGUUGAUACGGCGAAUGAGGGAGAGUGCUCUAGCAGGGCCAUGUCGUAUUAACGAAGGGAACGAGGGGGAGUUGAUUAUAGGAGAACCCGACUUCCUACUACCUCAAGAGCGAACAUUGAUGGUGGAAUUAAUGAAGAGGAAGCAUCGCGCCUAUGCGUUUAGCGACGAGGAGCGUGGCAGACUGGAUGUGGACAAGAUACCUAUGAUCCGCAUCCACACCAUGCCACACGAGCCUUGGAACAUAAGAGGGGCGCGAUAUCCUAACCCCGACGAGGAAAAGAAGGUGGUGGACUACCUCGACGGCAAGAUAAGUACACACGUCGCCGACUAUUCUAGUGGACCGUAUGCGUUCCCGUGGUUUUGCUUCAUUAAGCCUAACGGGACGCUGCGAUGGAUGCAAGAUCUGCAGAGGUUAAAUGCGGUGACCGUGCGAGAUGCUGGAGGACUGCCAAAUGCGGAUGCUUUGUCGGAAUCCUGUGCUGGAAGGCCUAUAAUUUCGCUUAUAGACCUUUACUCAGGAUACGAUCAGUUUCCGGUCUACCCGCCAGAUAAGCCAUGGAUGAUGGAGCUAGCGCUGGCCAGCUCGCAUAGCCUGGUGGAGGAUAUAAGAACGAUUGAGGAAGGACCUGGCCAGGUAGAACGGCAUGAGGACCUGAUGGGAGGAAUGUAUCUCCUCUUCAAUACGUUAUUGCAGGAAAGCCUAGACCAGUCAGACUCGUUGAACCCGGCAGGGAAUGUGGACGAAGUGCCCGAGAGCCAGGACGACGAGUUCGAGGAAGGGGAAGUUAAGGAGGCAUUUCGUGCAGAGGAGUACGACGGGAUCUACCUAGAGCUGGGACUUCUUCUGUCAUGUAAAAUGCGGCUUACGGAUGCAAGCGAUAGGGCUCAGAGGAUGCUGCAGCGCUACUUAGUGCGAGACGACCACCUUUUUGUGAGAAGAGAAGUGGGGAAUCCCAGGAGAGUCGUCUGUGGUAGGAAUCGUCAGAUUGACGUCGUAGCAGCGCUUCACGAUGACGUUCUAGGAGGGCAUCGAGGGGUACAAGCCACGUAUACCAAAAUAAGUGAGCUGUACUACUGGGAUGGGAUGAUGGACAUGGUCAGGAAGUUUUGCCGAUCUUGCAUACCUUGCCAGGAGAGAUCCCGUUUAAGGCAAGGAGAGCCGCUGCAUCCAAGGCUAGAGCGAGAGGUGGGGGCCGUCGUGCAUCUCGAUCUACUUUUUAUGCCACUUGGGGAUCAAGGCUAUAACUAUAUCUUCGAUGCGCGCGAUAACUUGUCUGGGUUCGUAGACGGGCGUGCUAUUUGCACAAAGACCGGUUUAGUCCUGGUGAGCUGCAUCGUAGAGUAUUAUCUGCGCUAUCCUUUCGUCAGGGAAUUCGUAAUGGACAGGGGAUCGGAGUUUACCUACCAGGAGGUGCAAGAAUUGUUAUCAAGGUAUGGUGUAGCAGCCAACUACACCACGGCCGAGCACCCCCAGGCAAAUGCUCCCGUGGAGAGAGGACAUAGUACCAUUACGAGUCUCCUGGUUAAGUGGACCGAAGCCAUGCCAAGAGGAGGGAAGGGGACACGGCCGGCUCAGAGGCCGUUGGGCGCAUCAGGAGGAUAUGAGCGGCAUGGGCCUCGCCAUCGAGAGAGUACUCCGGUCUACAAUGAUGGGGACAUCGAGCUAUUCCUGGACAGUUUCUGGGAUCAUGCGAGGCGUAUGGGCUGGACCGUGGCUCAGGCGAUUGAGAGAUUGAGGGGAGCAGGCAGGUUCGAGGAGCCCAUUGCCAGGAUUCGUAUGGAGGCGACGACGAGGCAGGAGAUGGAGAUGAGGAUGGAGGAGUUGCGACGCUCGCCUAUGGGGCCUGAUGGCAGGCUGAUCCGCCUGGAGAUUGGAAAUGCGUCGGACUUCAUCCCCACGUUUGAGUGGUUCAUGCAGGGGCGGGGUAUACCGAGAGAUGAUUGGAUGCAGACGCUACCACUCUGGACCAGGAAGGCGGAAAGGCCACUGGCUAGCCAAAUCAGAAGCAUGGUCUGGGACUGGGAGAGCUGCAAGGCACAUAUGAGAGAGACCUUCCGACGGCGAGAUCCCCUCAGCCCAGAGUUGAGAGGCGUCAGAGGAGUCAGAGGCAGAGGGACUCUGAGCCCAGGGAGGCGAGACCGGAAGAAGAUGAAGGAAGCAAGGUAUGGAGUACGCCUGGAGGCUAUGGAGAUGGAAAUUCAGGAACUGAGGGCAUUGGUGGCCAGCCAGACAGCUAUCAUCGAGAGUCUGAGGCAGCAAACUCAGGGAAGGGUGGACAGGCCAGAGAGCAGUAGGCAAGGAGAGCAGAGGCAGCCAGGACAGGGAUUGCCAGGACAACCAUCUGCAGCAGAGCCUCGCCAGGAGCCACCUAUGGGGAGGGUUAUCUUGGAGCCAGAGGAAGCGAGAGCCCAGAGACAGGCGGAGAGAGAGGCAUUCAAGUUCAGAGCCCCUACCGAGCUCGCGACACUGCCAGUAGCAGCGGCGGGCCGAGUCGUACCUUUGGCAGUAGAGGAGGGGCUGCCACCAUCUAGCAGUGAGACGGCACAGGGCUCAGCAGAGGGAUCCAUGGGCGUGCUCCUUGAGGCGGUGCAUACUAUGCAGGAGGAGGUGAGUUUGUUUUCACCCGAGCAGAGGAUAGAGGAGUCUCUUGAGAGAGAGAUGGGGAUUGAGGCGGAGGGUGCCAUCGAGGGCAGACUCCAGAGGAUGGGCACGCCUAAGUAUGGAGCAGACGAGAUUGAGAAGCCGUCCAUGGCAGCGCCAGGAGAGACACUUGAGAGGAGUCCUCAGAGGUUGGACACGCCUGAGUACGUCCCAGCGACAGGGGAUUUGAGGAGCAGACUGGGAUCUUGGGCUACUGGAUCCGGGUCUGGGGGACCGCUUCCUGGGACAGAGCAGCAGGAGGUCGUUAGUAUCACAGCUCCUCGAUCAGAGCAGCAGGGGGUUGUCAGUACCUUGGCAGGAUCACCUUCAUCACCACCUCUUCAGCCCAGGAAGAAGAAGUUCAAGAGGAAGGUUGAUCAACUAUGUUUCUACUGCAAGAGGAGCGUGCAUCAUGCUCUGGACUGUUUCGAGUUCCUUGAGGAUAAGGCAGCAGGGAAGGUCUCAGAGGCAGGGGGUAAGAUGUAUGAUAGACAGG